GAGGAUGGUGUCCCAGCUGAGCGCCCUGCAACGGGAGCUGCUGGGCGCCCUGCUCAGCUCCGGGGCCACCAAGGAGGGGCUGAUCCGCGCCCUGGAGGACAUGGUGCCCGCCGCCGGCUUCGGCGUCAAGCUGGAGAACCUGCCGCUGUCUCCCGGCGGGCCCCCCGACGGCAGGGCCGCCCUCCCGCCGCUGGCCAACGGGCACGGCAAGGGCAAGCUCUCGGGCGACGAGGGCUCCGAGGACGGCGACGACUUCGACACGCCGCCGAUCCUCCGCGAGCUGCAGUCGCUCAACACGGAGGAGGCCGUGGAGCUGCGCUCGGAGGUGGACAGGAUGAUCAGCGAGGACCCGUGGCGGGCGGCGAAGAUGAUCAAGGGGUACAUGCAGCAGCACAACAUCCCGCAGAGGGAGGUGGUGGAUGUCACCGGCCUCAACCAGUCACACCUCUCCCAGCACCUCAACAAGGGCACCCCCAUGAAGACUCAGAAAAGAGCUGCCCUGUACACGUGGUACGUCCGCAAGCAGCGGGAGAUCCUCCGGCAGUUCAACCAGACAGUCCAGGGUUGUGGAAAUAUGACAGACAAAGGCAGUCAGGAUCAGCUGCUGUUUCUCUUUCCAGAGUUCAAUCAGCAGAACCAGGGGGCUGCCCAGCUCGACGACGCCUGCUCCGAAACCCCCAGCAAGAAGAUGCGCCGCAAUCGCUUCAAGUGGGGGCCAGCCUCCCAGCAAAUCUUGUACCAAGCCUACGAGCGCCAGAAGAACCCCAGCAAGGAGGAGCGGGAGACUCUGGUGGAGGAGUGCAACAGGGCCGAGUGUCUGCAGCGAGGAGUGUCCCCCUCCAAGGCUCACGGGCUCGGCUCCAACCUGGUGACGGAGGUCCGUGUCUACAACUGGUUUGCCAACCGGCGGAAGGAGGAGGCUUUCCGCCAGAAGCUGGCCAUGGACGCCUACAGCUCGGGGCAGCCCCCACACAGCAUGAACCUGCUGCUGUCCCACGGCUCCCCCCACCACAACCAGCCCAGCGCUUCCCCUCCCAGCAAAAUGCCAGGGGUGCGGUACAGCCAGGCGGCGAGCGGCGAGGCGGCGUCCUCGGGGGCCAUCAGCCACCACGGCAGCGGUGCCAUGGUCACCACCAGCCAGGCGGUCCUGCAGCAGGUCUCCCCGGCCGGCUUGGACCCGGGCCACGGUUUGCUCUCGCCCGACGGCAAAAUGAUCUCCGUUUCGGGGGGUGGGCUGCCCCCGGUGAGCACCCUGACCAACAUCCACAGCCUGUCCCACCACAACCCGCAGCAGUCCCAGAACCUCAUCAUGACGCCGCUCUCGGGAGUCAUGGCCAUCGCACAGAGCCUGAACACCUCGCAGGGGCAGAGCGUGCCCGUGAUCAACAGCGUUGCCGGCAGCCUGGCAGCCCUGCAGCCCGUGCAGUUCUCCCAGCAGCUCCACAGCCCCCACCAGCAGCCGCUGAUGCAGCAGUCCCCCGGCCACAUGACACAGCAGCCGUUCAUGGCCACCGUGACCCAGCUGCAGAACUCUCACAUGUAUGCACACAAACAGGAGCCUCCCCAGUAUUCCCACACCUCCCGCUUCCCCUCGGCGAUGGUGGUGACGGAUACCAGCAGCAUCAGCACACUCACCAAUAUGUCUUCCAGUAAGCAGUGUCCCCUGCAAGCCUGGUGAUGCUCCACACCUCGCUGCUUUUGCACAUAGCAACGGGAUCUUAUUUUCCACAACAUCCCGGCGGCGAGCCGCGCUCCGAGCCCGGGGAGCCGCCCGCCAGAGCACAGCCCAGAGCACAGCCCAGCGCCGCAGCGAGGAGCCCGACAGCCCGACCCGGAGCCAGCCCGGACCCAGCCUCUCCUUCCCUCCACGCAGUAUUUCCAAGACGUGUCUUGGGGAUUUUUUUAUUCUUAAGUAUUCGCCUUCCAAGAGGCCGCUGGCUUUCCCGAGGGACCAGGCACGAGCUGUGCUGGGAACAGGCAGAAGGGGAAGAUGGAUCAUAUUGAAGUUGUUUGUACUCCUCCACCCGACGGACUGAGGGGGACUGGGGUCUGUUACUUGGCAUUUGGAGGGAGGAAUUGCAUGUGCUGUUGAACUGAGCCAAUUGAACUGUAAAUAGAGGUACAGUCUGCUCCAUCCUCCCCCCUCCCCACUCCUAUACACAGAGAUUUAUAUAAAAAAGAAGUAAAUUUUGUCCAAUGGAUGUAAACUACUGUAAUUAAGUGCAAUUCCCCAUCUGUAUAUAUUGGUCCAGAAUCUCUUCUCUUUCUCCCAUUUGUUUUUUGCCUUUUUUUUUUUUUUUUUUGGUAAAGGUCAGAGCUGAGGAUGGGUUUGGUUUUGUAUUUCUGUUUUCCCUUUAAAUGAGUGAAUUCAAAUGCUGGGCCUAGGCAAGGACACCGGUCAGGCAGCACUGGGCUCUGCUCUGCGGGAGGACAGGCAGACACGUGUCCCCUGCAUGGUGACAUCCCAUGAGAAGGAAGGGCACAGGACAAGCUGAGCAGAGCCCUGGCAGGACCUGGAUGAUCCAUGUGGGGAAAAGUGCCACUACGACUUUCCUGCUUUUGAGGACUCUCAGACGGACUCUGGUGGGGUGGGGGAGGACUCAGCAGCCUGGUGAACACAUCCAGCCCGUGGGGAAGCGUUCAGCAUUGGCAGUUUCCAGGUGAGCCUGUAGCAUUUGGUGCUACAGAGGUGAAUGAGGCUGCAAGAAAUUCUGGUGGAAUCUUCCUCAGGUGGGGUUCAGAGACUGUGUCCCUUUUGUCCUCCCUCGGGGUGCAGAAGGGUUUGGGUGCCCAGCUCCUGCCCCAGUAAAUGGCCAGUACAGGUGGCUUCUUUCCACCUUUAGCAGUUGGUGAUGAGCCUUGUUGGCUCCACCCUUAUCAAUACACAGGGUGCUCUCAUCCUGGAGCAGUCCCCUCCGAGGUGCUGGAUGCAUGGGAUUUGGGCUGUGGUGUGAACACUCCAGCUGCCUGCCCCGUCUCACCCUGCAGCAGCUCCUGGAUGAAAAGCUCCACAGCAAGAUCUCCAGCUUGUGAAUGAUCCCACAUCCCAGCCCCUCAGGCACCUGCUGAGCACAGACACCAGAGCCCUGAAGGAUUCUGGGGGCCCAAGUCCUACCUCCCAAAGCCACGGAAGCUGUAAAGGGCAUCAUCUCCCCGCCGUGGAAUGAGCUCCUCUGUACCUGCUCCCCUCUGUGAAUGGAUCUAAUGCUUCCCAGUUGUGCUGAAUCUUCAUGAACUUCACAGCGUGUGCCAACUGCUGAGAGGGAUUUAGAGAGAUGGAGAGCAGCAGAAGUGCCUGUGGACUGAUGACCACUGCCAAAAAGAAAAACACCGGGUGAUUUCUUUGGGCUGAGAAAGUCUCUUUGGCUCUGUUUGUCCAAUGUCUAGUGCAGUGGGACCCUCACCCACACUGGGACUGAGAGGAGUUGUCCUAUGGUGAAUAAGAAGUUAUCAGGAAUUGGAGACCAAUAUUCAGAAUGACAUUUAAUUUAAUGUAUACCAUAAUUAAACACCAUUUCUUCCGA
Messenger RNA from Lepidothrix coronata (blue-crowned manakin), 3524 nucleotides. It is a transcript of the gene HNF1B, whose product is annotated as HNF1 homeobox B. Bases 5 to 1678 code for a protein of 557 amino acids. NCBI's taxonomy places the organism in Eukaryota, Metazoa, Chordata, Aves, Passeriformes, Pipridae. Gene Ontology annotation, biological process: insulin secretion; positive regulation of DNA-templated transcription; liver development. The record is from RefSeq and is a predicted model, not a curated record. Gene Ontology annotation, molecular function: DNA-binding transcription factor activity, RNA polymerase II-specific; RNA polymerase II cis-regulatory region sequence-specific DNA binding. Gene Ontology annotation, cellular component: nucleus. The transcript has 9 exons.